Molecule: messenger RNA, 1052 nt
Organism: Centrocercus urophasianus (Greater sage-grouse)
Lineage: Eukaryota; Metazoa; Chordata; Aves; Galliformes; Phasianidae
Gene: TIFA
Product: TRAF interacting protein with forkhead associated domain
Exons: 3
Coding region: 1-759 (252 amino acids)
Biological process (GO): canonical NF-kappaB signal transduction
Molecular function (GO): protein binding
Source: RefSeq, a predicted model, not a curated record
AUGCAGCAUUGCACAACUCCAGGCUUUCCAGAGGGCAGUGAGCCACAGUGUGUACAGCCAGCCUGCUGCAGCCCAGCAUUCGGCAGAGCUGCCACCUGCCAGAUCAGGCUGCCCACAGCCUCAUCCCACCUGGCCACGGUACUCAGCGGAGCACAACACCUUUGGGCUACAGCACUUUGCAGGACUCAUUUCACCAUGACCUCUUUUGAAGAAGAUGAAACUGAAGAAACAGCAACAUGCCUCCACAUGACGUUUUACCAUCCUUGCCAACAAGACAAGAUGAUGUUUCGUUGCUUGAAUUUCUGUAAGCGAGAACAGGUCAGGGCAGAUGAAAUGGCCAAGUUUGGCCGUGAUUCUAACGUCUGCCAUUAUAACUUAGUGGAUACUCGUGUUUCUCGGAUCCAGUUUUCACUGCAGUUCUACAGAAAACUUAACAGCUCAGAAUUUUGUUUUGAGAUAAAGAACAUGAGCAAGAAAACAAAGUUGAUGGUAGACCAAACAGAACUGGGUUACUUAAACAAAAUUGAUCUGCCAUGGAAGUGCAUCAUUUGUUUUGGAGACUACCAGAUUUUAGCAGAGAUUCAAGAAGGAGAGGCCAUGGAUUAUUUCGAGACUCACUUACACUUGGCUAAAGUGCCAAUCUUACAAGAAAGUUGCCUGCCAUCUCUGCAACCCAUACCCGAGAAAGGCAUUUUCCCUUCCUUGUCUCCUUCCCAAGGCAAAAGCCCCAUAGAGAUUGAUGAAAAUGAGUCAUGCUAGCAGCAAGGAGGAAGCUGGAUGAGUUUUUGAACAUGUGAAGCCUGCACAACUUCAAGAGCUGAAGGCGAUCAUCUCAACCCACUGUUUCUAAUGGUUCUCACUGCUGUAUAUCAGCCCCCUUACACACAAUUUCCCAUACAGACAUACCAGGUGUCUCAAUCCAAUUAUUGGAGGAGGUGGUUCGACAUAUGUACACUCGGAGGAAGAUUAAGGCAGCAAGAUGCCAAAUGCUGUCAACUGACUUAUUAAUCUCAGACGAGGGCUGCUGAACAAGCUCUGAGGCAAUUUUUUUU